AUUAAUUAAUAUUCGAAGAGAAUAGGGGGGUGGAAAAAUAAUAAUAAGUUCGAACUGAUUAAUAAUGUAAGCGGACUGAUAAAGAAAACUACCAUCCAGUCAAGUUUCCUACUGCUUUUGACAGCAAAACAGGUCACAGUCAAAAAGUUGUUCAUCCUGUCUUGAGGGGGGAAGGGGGUUGAAAAUCAUAGUAGGCCACCUGCCUCGUUCUAAAACUCAUCUCAAACGUAGCGGAAGUUAGUUGAUAUUGGUGUCGUUAAUACGACAGACAUUAUCGCUUUGAUUAUUGUCCCGUCUCUACGCGAUUAUGAGGAGACAAACUAUUGUAAGCUGCUAUCCAAUUCAUGGAAAGUUAUAAAACUAUUUGCCCAUGGCACCCUUCCUAUUAUUGAUAAUGAUAGUUACGCUAUCAGAAAUUAAAAGUCAAAGCUGUGGUCCUCGGAUAAGCGCACGCCUGCUUAUGGAUAUACCUUGUGAUAUGAACAAAAGUAAUUACUGUACGCAUCCAGGUUCUGCUUAUCCCUGGCAAGCUGUUAGGAAGUAUAUUUACGACAAUCAGGGAUUAAUGAGAAGGAUGUACGGCGAUGAAGUGCACAGUAUUGUGCUCAGGAACGAAAUAUCAGCUAGGAGAGAGAAAUAUGACGUAAGUUGGUCUGCUAGGUCAGGUUUCGAGCGUUCUGUAACAAAUCUUCGACCCCGGGCACGACCAUCUUCAGUUUCGAAGACUCUGACAUCAUCCAACACCAAAGAAACUACGGCUGGUAAUUUAAAUGUGACGUCAGAAAAUUCUCCGGGCGAUUUAGAUGUAGAAACUUCAACAGCUGUCCCGUCAAUUGCUACCGAAACUACCAGUUUCGCCAGUAGAACCGAUACAGCUUUCACCGAGGAAGCAGUAAGUGUCGAAGACGUCACAGAAGAUAAAUUAUCAAACACCAUUCAUACCGAUGACGUAGACGAAACAGCGGAGAAAAAUACGGAAAACGUAGAAGAAGAAUACUUCGAAAGAGGAGUGAAUGCUUGCCCCGUCAAGGAAGAAGUCGUAGCACCCUAUUGGGCUAAUAAUACGAGGGGUGAAACUCUGGCUUUACUUAACGUUUAUCCUUUUCAGCAAUACGUCAUAUGGGAAUCGUGUGCUUUUGCAGGGGAGCAGAUGCUAUGCCGGAAAGGAUGCAAGUGCGAGCAGCAAUAUCGGUUACAUCGUCUCUUAGCUUUCGAUCCUAAAAACGAAUGUAGAGGAGUUUUCUCCGAUUGGUUUCGAUUCCCUUCUUGUUGUGUUUGUAUUUGUUAUUCUGUAUCUCGCGAUUCCGAAGAAGAAUGAAUUUGUUUGUGUGUUCAAAAAGUAUUUUUAAAGACUGCCCCAAUCGAAGUCAUUUCGACCAAAUUAUUCCUCAUCAAUCUGUAGAGUCCAGUGUGAUGGUCUGUAGAAUAGCAUUUUGUGAUAAUAAAUUUUUUUUACCAAAGCCAAUCAAU
Messenger RNA from Centruroides sculpturatus (bark scorpion), 1470 nucleotides. RefSeq names its product protein spaetzle 4-like (gene spz4). The transcript has 5 exons. Gene Ontology annotation, biological process: regulation of Toll signaling pathway; central nervous system formation; innate immune response. The coding region runs from base 371 to 1318 and encodes 315 amino acids. Gene Ontology annotation, cellular component: extracellular region. The record is from RefSeq and is a predicted model, not a curated record. Lineage: Eukaryota; Metazoa; Arthropoda; Arachnida; Scorpiones; Buthidae. Gene Ontology annotation, molecular function: growth factor activity; Toll binding.